AGUUAUGGUUCGGGCUUACGAAAGUUCCACGUCUUCUGUGACAUCUUCUCCGUCCCAGAAACAAACCGUCUGCCAGCAUCUUUCGAGUUAUUACACUCGUUCGCCCUCUGGGCCGUAUCCGACCCGUCCAUAGCCGACUCAUUCCUGAAAAAGUAUCUAUCCGCAGUUCGAGCGUGGCAUCUAGCACAAGGGUGGCAGCCCCCGCUAACGCCAGACCAUUUCACGCGCAUAAAUUGGUCGCUACGAGGGAUGGAAAACCUGCAAGGCACACGUCGAAAACCAGUCAGGCCCCCAAUUACCCUCCGCAUGCUAGUAGCUAUCAAAGCUACUUUGCGGAUAGACCAACCUUUCGACGCGUGCAUCUGGGCAAUGUCGAGCUGCGCAUUCUUUGGAAUGAUGCGAUUCGGCGAGGUCGCCGUCAAAUCACGCACCAGUUUCGACAAAUCGAAACAUAUCACGCGAAAAGAUGUUCACUUUGGCGUCGACCUAGCCGGUAAACCAUAUGCCAGACUCGACCUACCGCGAGCCAAGACAGCGAAAUCAGGCGAAACGCAAUCAGUAUUCAUAGUGGAGCAGGGAGAUAUCUGCCCGAUCCAGGCACUACGAAACUUAGCGAGCGUAGUCCCAGCACUACCAGACGACCCGCUAUUUUCAUGGAGGGAUGACAAAGGAUGUGUUCGACCUAUGGUCAAAACGCGCGCAAUCGAAACAGUGAACAGUAUCCUUUCCGCGUGGAACUGGGGGACAACGUUUGGUCACUCAUUCAGAAUCGGCGGGGCAUCAUUCUACUUGGCGAACAAAGUAGACCCAGAGAUAGUUCGAAUAGCCGGUAGGUGGAAGUCGUUGGCAUAUGAGACUUACAUCAGGGCCUUCGAACAAAUA
This is a messenger RNA of Suillus clintonianus, 882 nucleotides long. RefSeq lists its product as uncharacterized. Gene Ontology annotation, molecular function: DNA binding. The annotation marks the transcript as partial. Gene Ontology annotation, biological process: DNA integration; DNA recombination. The transcript has 2 exons. The record is from RefSeq and is a predicted model, not a curated record. Lineage: Eukaryota; Fungi; Basidiomycota; Agaricomycetes; Boletales; Suillaceae.